Molecule: messenger RNA, 5008 nt
Organism: Nothobranchius furzeri (turquoise killifish)
Lineage: Eukaryota; Metazoa; Chordata; Actinopteri; Cyprinodontiformes; Nothobranchiidae
Product: thrombospondin-1
Biological process (GO): cell adhesion; negative regulation of angiogenesis
Cellular component (GO): extracellular region
Molecular function (GO): protein binding; calcium ion binding
Source: RefSeq, a predicted model, not a curated record
GAAGCACAAGUCAGUGGAGUAAGUGGAGGGAUCGGGAUAAAAAAGGAGCCCACGGAGACUUGGCGAUUUUAUAAUAACCUACUCAUUUAGGGACUGAAAGAAGAGGCUUUUUACCAGAAGCGUGGACUAUUAUUACUUUUAUUAUUUUAAGACUUUUUUCAUUCAAAGAUUUCGAGAUGAUGCUGUGGGGCAUCUUUUUGCUGCUGAUGCUUUGGAGCUGUGAGAGUGCGAGAUUGGCAGAGAGCCGCGAUGACAACAGUGUGUAUGAUUUAUUUGACCUGGCUCGGGUAAAUAAAAGACACAAUGGAGUGAGUCUGGUUAAAGGUGCAGAGCCAUACAGCCCCGCAUACAAAGUCCUGAAUGCAGACCUGAUCCCCCCGGUCCCCGACAGCUCCUUCAGGGACCUCCUCGACUCCAUCCAGGCUGAGAGAGGUUUUCUCCUCUUGGUCAAUCUGAAGCAGUUUAAGAAAAACAGAGGCAGCCUUUUAACCAUUGAGAAGACCGACGGAUCUGGACCGGUUUUUGAGGUCAUCUCCAAUGGGAAGGCAAACACCCUGGAUUUGGUCUACUCCACUGAAAACCAGCUGCAGGUGUUUUCUAUAGAAGAUGCGGGUUUAGCCACCGGACACUGGAAGAACAUCACACUGUUUGUUCAGGAGGACAGGGCUCAGCUGUUUGUUGGCUGUGAGGAAAUCAACGUGUCCGAGUUAGAUGUUCCAAUCCAGACGGUGCUGUCCCGGGAGGUGGCAGACAUCGCUAGACUCAGAAUUGGAAAGGGGGCUGCUAAGGACAGGUUUAUGGGCGUUCUCCAGAAUGUGCACUUUGUGUUCGGUACCACUCUAGAUGCCAUACUGAGAAAUAAGGGAUGCCAAAGUGGGGCAGCCCUAACUGAUGUCAUGACCUUGGACAACCCAGUUAAUGGCUCCAGCCCUGCCAUUAGGACCGAUUACACCGGCCACAAGUCCAAAGAUCUGCAGUCUGUCUGUGGCUUCUCAUGUGAUGACAUAGCCAGCAUGUUUAAGGAACUCAGAGGACUCAAUGUGAUCGUCAAAAGGCUGUCCAAUGAACUUGAGAAAGUGUCUACAGAUGGCCAGCUCCUGAAAAAUCUGAUGAACAUCCACAGCGGCAUCUGCAUCCAUAAUGGCAUCGUGCACAAGGACAAGGAUGAAUGGACGGUUGAUGGCUGCACCGAGUGUACCUGCCAGAACUCUGCUACUGUGUGUCGCAAAAUCUCCUGCCCGCUCAUCCCAUGUGCAAAUGCCACCGUUCCUGAUGGAGAAUGUUGUCCUCGCUGCGGAACACCGAGUGAUUACGCGGAGGAUGGCUGGUCUGCCUGGUCGGACUGGACUCAUUGUUCGGCGACUUGUGGCCGUGGCAUCCAGCAGCGUGGACGCUCCUGUGACCGCAUCAACAGCAAGUGUGAGGGCACUUCUGUCCAGACGCGUGACUGCUACCUGAUGGAAUGUGACAAACGCUUCAAACAGGAUGGAGGCUGGAGCCACUGGUCACCCUGGUCUUCAUGCUCUGUGACCUGUGGUGAAGGGGUCAUGACACAAAUCCGCCUCUGCAACUCCCCGACACCACAGAUGGGCGGCAGGGACUGCCAAGGAGAGGGACGCCACACCAAAGUCUGCCAAAUGUCUCCCUGCCCUGUCAAUGGAGGAUGGGGACCUUGGUCACCGUGGGAUACCUGUUCUGUCACCUGUGGCGGUGGAAUCCAAACACGAAAACACCACUGCAAUGACCCUGCGCCCAAAUAUGGUGGAAAAGAUUGUGUUGGUGAUGCUGCUAUGGUUCGGGUUUGCAACAAGCAAGACUGCCCAAUUGAUGGUUGUCUUUCCAACCCGUGCUUCCCUGGCACAAAGUGCACCAGCUCCCCUGAUGGCUCUUUUGCGUGUGGCAAGUGCCCACUUGGCUACACUGGUGAUGGAGUCACAUGCAAAGACAUUGAUGAGUGCAAAGAAGUUCCAGAUGCCUGCCACACUAAUAACGGCAUUCAUCGUUGUGAGAAUACUGAGCCAGGGUACAACUGUCUUCCCUGUCCUGCACGAUUCUCUGGUCCUCAACCUUUCGGAAGGGGGGUGGAGCAAGCAACGGCUAAAAAACAGGUUUGCACUCCUCGUAACCCGUGCAGGGACGGUAGCCACGACUGCCAUAAAAAUGCAAAUUGCAUCUACUUGGGCGUUUACUCUGAGUCGAUGUUCCGCUGUGAGUGCAGACCAGGGUAUGCUGGGAAUGGUCGGAUUUGCGGAGAGGAUACUGACCUGGACGGAUGGCCCAACAGUGACCUGUUAUGUGUGGAAAACGCCACCUAUCACUGCAAAAAGGAUAACUGCCCCACUAUUCCCAACUCUGGCCAGGAAGAUCAUGACAAAGAUGGCCUUGGUGAUGAAUGUGACCAUGAUGAUGACAAUGACAGAAUCCCGGAUGAUAGGGACAACUGCCCAAGGGUGUACAACCCCGGUCAGUAUGACGCAGACAGGGAUGAUGUUGGUGACAGCUGCGACAACUGUGUGUUUGAAGCCAACACCGACCAAACAGACACAGACAACAAUGGAGAGGGAGAUGCCUGUGCUGUUGAUAUCGACGGCGAUGGUGUUCUAAAUGAGCAUGACAACUGCCCAUAUGUUUACAACGUGGACCAGAGAGAUACGGACAGAGAUGGGGUGGGAGAUCACUGUGACAACUGUCCUCUGGAGCACAAUCCAGAUCAGAUUGACUCUGACUCAGAUCGCAUCGGUGACAAAUGCGACAACAACCAGGACAUUGACGAGGACGGUCACCAGAACAACUUGGACAACUGUCCUUACAUCCCCAAUGCCAACCAGGCAGACCAUGACAAGGAUGGCAAGGGAGACGCUUGUGACCAUGACGAUGACAAUGACGGAAUCCCUGAUGAAAAGGACAACUGCCGACUCGCCUUUAACCCUGAUCAGGUGGACUCUGAUGGUGAUGGUCGUGGAGAUAUCUGCAAAGACGAUUUUGACCAAGACAAUGUCCUGGACAUCUAUGAUGUGUGCCCUGAGAACUUUGCCAUCAGUGAAACAGACUUCCGCAGAUUCCAGAUGGUUCCUUUGGACCCCAAGGGUACAUCUCAGAUUGAUCCUAACUGGGUGGUGAGACAUCAAGGCAAAGAGUUGGUGCAGACUGUCAACUGUGACCCCGGCAUUGCUGUUGGUUAUGAUGAGUUCAGCGCCGUGGAUUUCAGUGGGACGUUCUUCAUCAACACAGACAGGGAUGAUGACUAUGCUGGGUUCGUGUUUGGCUACCAGUCCAGCUCUCGCUUCUACACAGUGAUGUGGAAACAGAUCACACAGACCUAUUGGUCUCACACACCAACAAGAGCUCAAGGAUACUCUGGCCUAUCAAUCAAAGUGGUCAACUCCACCACUGGGCCUGGUGAACACCUGAGGAAUGCCCUGUGGCACACUGGAGACACUCCAGGACAGGUGCGCACUCUGUGGCAUGACCCCAAGAACAUUGGAUGGAAGGAUUUCACUGCCUACAGAUGGCAUCUCACCCACAGACCCAAGUCUGGACUUAUUAGAGUGGUGAUGUAUGAAGGAAAGAGAAUCAUGGCUGAUUCUGGAAACAUCUACGACAAAACAUAUGCUGGUGGGCGACUAGGCCUGUAUGUCUUCUCUCAAGAGAUGGUUUACUUCUCAGACCUCAAAUAUGAAUGUAGAGACACAUAACUGCGUCCAAGAACCUCCCAGAAGAAUGUACCAGUGCAGAUCAAUAACUAAUGACCUGCAUGGAUCGAUUCCAGUAGAGCGUUUUUCUUGGAGAAAUGCACGUCGGAAAUAUGUUGAGCAAGUGAGCAGACUUGGGGAAAAGGACCUCAAGAGUUCAAGCCAAAUGAAAGUUAAAACUGCACCAAACUCCACAAAGAAGUGAACUUUAUCAGCUGAUCUCUAUCAAAAGAGGGCCACCUUUUUUUUAAUUUUAAGAUUAUUUUUGCUUUGCACACCUGGACUGUUAUUCCUCUGUGGAUGAGGAAAGAAAGGGAAGAGUUUUUAAUGUUUUUAUUUUGUAUUUUUUGCGUAUGUGUUUUUAUAAUAUUUUUGAGCAUUAACAUACAUCUGCUGUGGACUUAAAGAUGCGUUGCUCAGUAUGAAGAAGGCAGUGGGUGACCUUUUUUUUUUAGGCUGGGGUAAAGAUUCCCUGUGAAGGAACUAUUAAGGGACCACGGACAGUAGGGAUGACUGUUACUAUCAGAGCGAGUGAAUGCUGUGUGUUUGUGCUUUUGUGCCACCCAACAAGCAUAGUGAUGAAGAAAACCAAGACCAGCUCCUUUUGAGUUGUUGCAGACGUGUAGCAGAGCUGGCCCGAAGCAUUGCUCCUCUCAGGAAAGAACGAGCAGAAAAUUCAGGACGGCACGGUGCACCAAGGCAGACACAAAACACUGCUUUGAUACACAAAAAAAGCAAGUUAUGUGUUAAUAUUUCUUAUUUUUACUGAACUCUGCAGUAAUGGGUCUCUGUUUCUGCAGACCUAUUCCUUAUACUUGCUCAACUUACUAUGGUUACAUAUCACAAUCAGUGUGUUAUAUCCCCUAAAUAUUUUCAAGUCACUUCUAAUCAAGAGUAAAAUAGAAAAGUAUUCUGCUUCAGCACAGAGUGCAUGACCGGCGCGUCUGAGUGAGUGUUUCUGACAAUGGGGGAGCCCUUUAUGUACAAACAUUACCUCAUUUUUUUUCUUGAGGCCAGCAAUAUGUAAGACUCACUUGUCAUAGCAAUAGAUUAUAAAUAUGUUGGCUCUUUUUAAAGCAAUUUUUGUAUCUUUGUUAUGCUGUAUAGAAGAUAUUUUUGUAGUAAAAGCUAAACGGGAAAGAGUCACAUGUGUUGUUUUGACAGUUUUUUUUUCUUUGCUAUAUGUAUUUCCUGUGCUCUUGAUAAAUUAUUCAGUUUAUGUUAUUUGUGUAGAUAUAUGCUAUUUAAAUAAUUUAUCUAGAGGUGUAACCUCUCAUGGAAGCAUUUCUAUCUGUAUAAACGUUUUUGCACAGUGA